This is a messenger RNA of Musa acuminata AAA Group (dessert banana), 1449 nucleotides long. RefSeq lists its product as uncharacterized. Bases 1 to 1449 code for a protein of 482 amino acids. Gene Ontology annotation, biological process: DNA integration. Gene Ontology annotation, molecular function: RNA-DNA hybrid ribonuclease activity; nucleic acid binding. The transcript has a single exon. Lineage: Eukaryota; Viridiplantae; Streptophyta; Magnoliopsida; Zingiberales; Musaceae. The record is from RefSeq and is a predicted model, not a curated record.
AUGCCCAGGACAGCUAUUAAAGCCCAGUCCGUGGCCGAGUUCAUCGUAGAGUUAACCCAGAUCAGGAGCGAGAGCCUCAGACAACCUCCCGAGGCCUGGGUCCUGCACGUCGACGGAUCAGCCAACUCGAGAGGUGCUGGCGCAGGAUUGGUACUCCGAGCUCCCGACGGGCGAUCGUUCGAGCGUUCCCUUCGCUUCGGAUUCCGUGCCACUAACAACGAGGCGGAAUACGAGGCGCUUCUAGCAGGACUCAGAUUGGCCCUCAAGAUGCAGGUGGUCGCCCUCCACGUCCUCACUGACUCCCAGCUGGUGGCCGAGCAACUCAGCGGGGGAUACGAGGCCCGUGACCCAACUAUGGCGAAAUACUUGGCACAGGUAAAAAGCCUGACCGCAAAGUUCCUUCAUUUUACAUUAUCUAAUGUCCCGAGGGGAGAGAACGAGCGCGCCGACGCGCUAGCUAAGCUGGCCUCAAAGUCUGCCCCUGAAGUCGGGCCCAAGGUCGAGGAGUUACCCGCUCGCACCAUCGAGAUCGCUGCCACAGCUACGAGUAGCGCGUCCACCACCUGGGUACAAGAGCUGCUAGGCUUUAAGCGGGACGAAAUUCUCCCGCCCGACGAAGCAUCAGUUCGGCGCCUACGUCGCACACAUGCAUGGUAUACUGAGGUGGAUGGGCGGCUCUACAAGCGGUCUUUUUCCUACCCCCUCCUACGAUGCUUAGAGCCCGACGAAGCUAAGACCGUCCUGGUAGAGAUACAUGAAGGAGUCUGCGGAGAGCACAUCGGCGGACGGACCCAAGCACAUAAAGUAUUUCGCCAAGGCUACUACUGGCCGACCAUGUGUCGGGACGCAAGAACGCAUGUGCAGCGAUGUACCUCAUGUCAAGAACAUGCCCGCAUGCCACGGCUGCCCGCAGUCCCGCUAACUCUCAUCGACUGCGCAUGGCCGUUUGCGCAAUGGGGUUUAGACCUCCUCGGACCCUUCCCCCCAGCCUUAGGACAGCGGAGGUACAUCGUUGUCGGCGUAGAUUACUUCACAAAAUGGGUCGAGGCCGAACCGUUGGUGACGAUUAGCGAACGGCAAAUAGAAAAGUUCAUAUGGAAGAAUUUGAUUACUCGGUUCGGCCUCCCAAAAACCAUCAUCACGGAUAAUGGGCCCCAGUUCGCCAGUCAGAGAUUUCGAGAGUUCUGCGCAAACCAUGGAAUCCACCUGAAGUACAGCUCGGUCGCUCAUCCCCAGACAAACGGGCUGACGGAGCUGACCAACCGGUCCAUCCUAGAUGGGCUCAAAAGAAGAGUAUCCGCGGCUCGGACGGCUUGGACGGACGAACUCCCGAGCGUGCUAUGGGCGCUACGCACCACUCCGAAAACCGCAACUGGGGAGUCCCCCUACAGCCUCACGUUCGGGACUGAAACUGUACUCCCCCCCGAGGAAGCAAUCGCCACCCUCUGA